Molecule: messenger RNA, 2970 nt
Organism: Centropristis striata (black sea bass)
Lineage: Eukaryota; Metazoa; Chordata; Actinopteri; Perciformes; Serranidae
Gene: pms1
Product: PMS1 homolog 1, mismatch repair system component
Exons: 13
Coding region: 152-2869 (905 amino acids)
Biological process (GO): mismatch repair
Cellular component (GO): MutLalpha complex
Molecular function (GO): ATP-dependent DNA damage sensor activity; ATP binding; ATP hydrolysis activity
Source: RefSeq, a predicted model, not a curated record
AGCCCGCCUCCGUGUCACGUCUAACCAAUCAGCGUGCAGUGAAGGGGGCGGGAAUCUGUCCGUGUGUUUCCGCCGUGUGACUCGUGUCUGUUGUUUAUGAAAUAUUGAACCGGGGUUGCAGUCUCAAAGGACUAACCAGGUACCUUAAAUCAUGAAGCAGCUGCCUCCAGAUACCGUGCGGCUGCUGUCCAGCUCCCAGGUCAUCACCUCUGUGCUGAAUGUUGUGAAGGAACUGAUGGAAAACUCCCUGGACGCUGGAGCUUCAAGCAUUGAUGUGAAACUGGAGAACUACGGUUUGGACCGGAUAGAAGUGCGUGAUAAUGGUCAUGGAAUCAAAGCUGAAGAUACUCCUGUGAUGGCCGUGAGACAUUUCACCUCAAAGAUCUGUAACCACGACGACCUGGAGCGGCUGGAGACGUACGGCUUCCGAGGAGAGGCACUGGGCUCCGUCUGUGCCGUGGCUGAGGUAGCUGUCAUCACAAAGACAGAGGAGGAUGACAUCAGCACCCAGUACACACUGAACACCACAGGGGAGAUUGUUUCUAAGAAGCCUUCACACUUAGGUCAAGGUACAACAGUGAGUGUACUGAAGCUUUUUAAGAACCUCCCAGUGAGACGGCAGUACUAUUCCUCCACCAAGAAGUGCAAGGAGGAACUGAAGAAACUGCAGGACUUGCUGAUGGCCUACGCCAUUAUAAAACCUGACCUGAGGCUCACACUCAUUCACAAUAAGGUGGUGGUUUGGCAGAAGGCCAAGGUGGCCGAUCACAGAGGUGCCCUCCUCGCUACACUGGGGGCCAGCGCCGUUGCCAACCUGCUCCCUUGCCACCAUCACCAAGAGCAACCAGAGAUUGUUUUAGAUGGGUUUUUCCCAAAGCCUGGAGCAGAUUUCUCAUCUACAAGCUCAUCAAACCCUGACAAGACUUUUAUAUUUGUCAACAACCGGCCUGUCCACCAAAAAGAUAUAAUGAAGGUGUUGCGUCAGCACUACACUGCUCAGUAUCCGGAUGAUUCCGCCCGAAACCGUUAUCCCACCGUCGUGCUUAAAAUUACAGUUCCACCGUCCUCGGUUGAUGUCAAUCUAACACCUGACAAGACCCAGAUUCUUCUACUCAACAAGGAGGCUGUGUUGAUCGCAGUGGAAGCAUUUUUGGUGUCUCUCUAUGGCUACCGGCCCAGUGGUGACCCCCAGGCUGAGACGCCCCCCUCACUGUCUAGUCCUUUGCAGACUGAUGCUUCACAACUGGAGGACAAAGAAAGUGCAGAGAGGGAUGACGGUCCCACCAACCAGCACAGUAACUCCCUCAGAGAUGCACCUAAACACGGUGACACAGCUCCGUCAACUGCAAUAAGCACUGACGCUUCACUGCACCGCCAGGCUUCAAACGGCAGCUCUUCAUCCUCUGUGGCAGAGGACUGGAUCGUCAACCAGAUCCCAGCUGGGCUUGAGUCUACCUUUUCUCUGUAUGAUGACGAGGCGGCUCAGAGCUGCACGGGUUCGGAAAGAAAGUCCCCCGAGAGACUCCAAGAAGACGAUGCUGUAUUAGGCUCAGACACAAGCAAAGAGCAGAUAUCUGCAGAAGACUGGAGCCGGGGGACGGCUUUCCCCGACCCCGUAUCAGGAGAACACCUGCAGCCCGUCAGAAUCCACCAACCUUCAAAGAACAACCAUGAUGAGACGAAGAGUCAAUGCAGCUCAAACAAGAAGAUGUUCAACGCCAUCACGGAGAAGCGAGCUGCUCUUACGGCCUAUGACCUGAUCAGCAACCGCACCAUGAGGGCACCGCUGUCUCCCGCCGCCUUGUUCGAGAAGGAGGCCAGAGCAGAGAUCCUCAGGGAGAAACCUACAGCCAGCCUGCAGGAUAUCAGCGUCACUGUCCACGAGAGGUGGAAAAAUCUGAGGGAGGAAGACCGUAAGAAGUAUGAGGAGAAAGCCAAAAAAAACCUGGAACAUCACGACCAGAGGACCAAGUUGGCCUCUGCCGAAGGCCCCAGAGAGACGAGCACGAGCACCCUGAGGGGCCAGAAACGCAAGGCUCCGCUGUCCAACCAGCAGCUGCUGGACCAGCUCUUCUCUGCACAGCCCCAAAAGAAGAUGAAGAGCCCUGCACCGAAGCCCUCGCAGCCCCUCCCCUGCAGCGUGUCUGCCCUUCGGCUGCAGCUUCAGCGCCUUUCAUCCCAGAGCAGCGCAGUGCCACGGGGCCUCUGUCUUGUAAACCGGCUGGCCUCUCAGAGCGCCUGGGUCAUUUUAUGUGGUCAGAGACUCAUGUUGUUAAACCCAUUUCGAGUGGAGGAGGCCUUGCUGUUUAAGAGACUCCUGGAGAAUAAUAUACUUCCAGCAGUGAGUCUGCAGAACCCUAUACAGUUAACAGAUGGGAGUCUAGGGGGAGCUGAAUAUACUGAGGCUUUGUGCAGCAUGGAGAAACAAAGCCCUGAGCUGAAUGGAGGGGCCCUCUUCUCUGAUCCCAGGCUUGUUGCUAAUGGGUUUAAAAUCCAACUCAUUCCAGGCCUCACGUCAGCCGAGAGACAUCUGGAAGUGACGGGAAUGGCAGACUGCGUGCCUUUCCUCGGUGUGGAGGACCUCAGGGAGAUCUUGACUGCAGUUCUUCACAGGAAGGCUGAGACUGUGCAAGAGUGCCGGCCACUGAAAGUCACAAACUACCUACAAGGUGAGGCGGUACGACUUGCCCGUCAGUUACCUACAAAUUUAUCCAGGGAGGACGUGGAGGAAACCCUUCUCCGGAUGAAUCAGCAGCUCAGUGAGAGCAACCAGACCUGUAUCCACGGACGACCAUUUCUCCAACACCUAUGUGACGUCCCCUCUACAGACAAGGAGGCUCAAGCUCUUCUGAGGCCUUUAGAGCUGUAAGAAGUAGAAAAUAAAACACUGCAGCGCAAUAUCUAUGAAAAAGCUUUUGUUUCCGUUCUGAUCAAAUUAUUUUGUUACAAACAAAACAAAAAUAAACCUAU